AUGAGGUCCAGGAUAACCGAGAAUAAAACGGUUGCUGUCAACAGAGGUCCUGACGAGAAUAUCAAAAUCCAAGAACUCAGAGACGUCAGCAACCCCGCCCUCCAAGCCGUCGACCAGGAACACCGCGACGGCCGCUUCGUGGAGCUCAACGUCGUCGAGCAGAUGAAGCAGAUUCAGAAGUUCCCCGAGAUCAAGCGGGCCAUGGAGGAGAGGGGCCUCAGGAUCCACGGCCUGGUCUACAGCAGGACCUGGAACAAGGCCGUGAAGAUCGAGCUGCCCGGGGAGGAGAGGGACUGGCUGACCAGCUAG
Pyricularia pennisetigena is the source of this 309-nucleotide messenger RNA. RefSeq lists its product as uncharacterized. The record is from RefSeq and is a predicted model, not a curated record. The transcript is spliced from 2 exons. Lineage: Eukaryota; Fungi; Ascomycota; Sordariomycetes; Magnaporthales; Pyriculariaceae. Bases 1 to 309 code for a protein of 102 amino acids. Gene Ontology annotation, molecular function: carbonate dehydratase activity; zinc ion binding.